Molecule: messenger RNA, 2544 nt
Organism: Penicillium malachiteum
Lineage: Eukaryota; Fungi; Ascomycota; Eurotiomycetes; Eurotiales; Aspergillaceae
Exons: 5
Coding region: 1-2544 (847 amino acids)
Source: RefSeq, a predicted model, not a curated record
AUGGCUUCUACGCGAGAGGAGCGGCUGCAAAUGCGACAGCGCGGAGCUGGAACGCGCAAAAUCCAGCAAGUCGACUUCGGUUUUUCCUUUGGAGGCCCAGCAUCGGGCCCAUCAGAUCCUGCACCGCUUUCAUGGUUCCCUGAACCCGCAAAACCACAAACAGACUCGGCGCCAAUUGCUCCAACACCACCUGCGCCACAGCUAUCGCAGCCGGCAUCACCAACAGGAAGCCAACCGCAGCGUACGCCAGGAAGUGCGCGCAAUAGUCUCCCUCCGCGCGCAUCGACAUAUGAUAUUCCCUCUGACGAUUCAAACCGAGCGCCUCGAAGUAUUAAAAGGAGAAAACCAAAUCCCACGAGCGAGGAUAGGCUUAGCCCAUCGGACCGAAGAGACUCAAAAUCAGGACAUGGCGACUCUAUUACAGCCCGGAAUGGCGUGCCUAACGAAGACCAGCAAACUCAGGAUGUUCCAAUUCCGGACGCGCCCCCGCGGGGAAGUACGAAUGAAGCGCCAGAACCACCUGCCUCAGAAGCUCCUGUAGAUAUCCAAAUGCAGGAUGCCAGUGGACCAACAGAUAAUCUCGGCAGUGGUACAAAUGCGCAGUCACCGCAAGAGCAACCACGAAGCACACCGCAAACCUUCAGAGAUGAUACCAUACCAAAGGCAAACAAUACGAGGCCUCGAAAAAGUCGAUCGCCCAAGGAACCACUGCGAGAGACUCAACGUAUUGUCGAAUCUAAAGAUCCUCGCCGAAAGACUCGGUCACCACAAGCUGGGAAGUCAGGAGAGAUUAAAAAUAAGAAGAGCCGGGAAUCUCAAAGCACGUCGCCAAGUACAACAGGAGAGCGCCAACGGCAGGCCAGAAUACCACUAGCACAGCCUGUUUCGACCAAUGACUCCGAGACCAGUCAACCAGAGGCAACUUCCGCUACUCGGGAGAGUCCCAAGGCCCAAGAGGCUCAACCUGAUACUACAAAUGAGACUGAGGCUCUGGCUCAAAAGCAGUCUAAAGUGACUAAGAAAGGCCAAGGGCGUAAAGGGCGUUCCACCGAUGAUGACAGUGUACCGCCGCAGACAGAAGAAACCUCACCAGAGGCUGAAGUCCAACAAAAGUCUAGUGGUGCCAAAUAUAAAGGCCCUCGUGCCAAUGUUCCCGAUGAGAAAGAGUCUCGCUCUGGACGAAAAGCCGGCGGAGAACGACAAACAGGGUCCGGGCCCGAACACCAGCAGCCCGAGAUAUCAGGCUCUGAGACAGGGCAAGGUCCUUCAAAACCACGUCGCGGAAAGCCUGGGAAGGGCAAAAACAAAGCAAUACCCGAUCCUGCCACAACAGAAGGAAACCCAGCAGUCGAGGCUGUUCCUGAGCCAGAAGAGGAGCCAAGGACAUCGAAAUCGCGUGGGAAGUCUGCCAAGAAGGGCAAGGAACCAGCAGGUCCAAAACCACCUGCUAGAGAAGAGCUUCCAGAACAUCGGCCAGAACCACAGGCUGAUCCCGAACCAGAACCAGCGCCAGUGCCAUCUAAAUCACGGCGUAAGGCUGGCAAGAAAAAUAAGCGAAGAGCAGAGCCAGAUGUGGAAGCUGAACCGACAGAAGAACCAAAAAGCGCGGAGAGGCCUUCAGCUGAGUUUGAAGAACCUCAGGAACCAGAACCAGAACCAGAGCCAGAGCCAGAAGCUAGUCGACCUAAGCCACGCGGGGGCAAACGCGGGACCAAGGAGAAGAGAACUGCACUUGAACCCUCUACAGAGGAGCAGCCAGAAGCCGAAUCAUCUCGGACAAAGACACGCAGACAAGGACCGAGAGAGCCCCGUGGCGAAACAGUACCUGUUACAGUGCAUCGUCUGGUCAAUCAUGAGGCUCUCGGUGCCAUGGGAAUUUCUAUUGGUUCCGAAGAUGAAGAUGAAGUGUCUCCCGAUCAGCUUUCUGCUCACCUACAAACCAAGCUGCCAAACCGUGGCGGCGUCAACCCUGCCGAUGUAUUGAGCCAGAUUUGUCGUGAGACCUUGGAGAAAACACUUACGGCACUCAAUACUGGUAUUGAGAAUGAGACUAAUGCUCAACGGCGUGCAGAGUGGACACGAAAGCGGAAGGCCGUUGAAGCAUUCGGCUCUGAACUUGAUGGUCGCCUGUUAGAUCUGAGCGAGAUGCUUGAUAGCAACUAUGUGCUCGGUGUGCGACUCAGACAAGCGAAGCGCGAUAUGUUAGGCCUGCGAAGUCAUCUCUACAAAGUACGGCAGGAAAGAGAAGCUAUUUCUCUACAGAUGGAUGAAGUGCGUGGCAAGCACAUGGCUGAGGAGGCCGCGAAAACAUCACGGACUACUAUCAACAACUCUCUUCAUAGUCUAGAGCUUGCUCUGGAUCGCAGUCAGUACCGAGAUUCACCUCCAACGGAUCCCUCGGCAGCGGAUCUGGAGUUUAUGCUCCGCACUGUGGCUGACGAUGUGAGCUCUCGAGCUCCCAGUGCCCAUGGAGGACUACUGGAUCAAAUACGCGCCUUCAAUACGCAACUGGAGACCACGGCUCGUCGGUUGGAAGGUCAAUGA